Messenger RNA from Chaetura pelagica (chimney swift), 757 nucleotides. It is a transcript of the gene RPL10A, whose product is annotated as ribosomal protein L10a. Gene Ontology annotation, molecular function: RNA binding; structural constituent of ribosome. Gene Ontology annotation, cellular component: large ribosomal subunit. The coding region runs from base 1 to 723 and encodes 240 amino acids. Lineage: Eukaryota; Metazoa; Chordata; Aves; Apodiformes; Apodidae. The record is from RefSeq and is a predicted model, not a curated record. Gene Ontology annotation, biological process: translation. The transcript has 6 exons.
AUGGCGGGGGCGGCCAAGGGGCUGCGCGGCCGGGCCAGGGCGGCCCUGAGCCCGCCUCGCCUUUCCCUCCGCAGCAGCAAAGUCUCCCGGGACACCCUGUACGAGGCGGUGAAGGAGGUGCUGCAGGGCAGCAAGGUCAAGAAGCGCAAGUUUGUGGAGACGGUGGAGCUGCAGAUCAGCCUGAAGAACUACGACCCGCAGAAAGACAAGCGUUUCUCCGGCACCGUCAGGCUGAAGUCCACUCCUCGGCCCAAGUUCUCAGUCUGUCUGCUGGGGGACCAGCAGCACUGUGAUGAGGCCAAAGCUGUUGACAUCCCCCACAUGGACAUAGAAGCUCUGAAGAAACUCAACAAAAACAAGAAGCUGGUGAAGAAGCUGGCCAAGAAGUACGAUGCCUUCCUGGCCUCUGAGUCCCUGAUCAAGCAGAUUCCUCGGAUCCUGGGGCCGGGGCUGAACAAAGCUGGGAAAUUCCCUUCCCUCCUCACUCACAACGAGAACCUGGUGGCCAAGGUCGAUGAGGUCAAAUCCACCAUCAAGUUCCAGAUGAAGAAGGUGCUCUGUCUGGCUGUUGCUGUUGGUCAUGUGAAGAUGACAGAGGAUGAACUUGUCUAUAACAUCCACCUGGCCAUCAACUUCCUGGUGUCCUUGCUGAAGAAGAACUGGCAGAACGUCCGUGCCCUCUACAUCAAGAGCACCAUGGGCAAACCCCAGCGCCUCUACUGAGGGGGCAGCAAUAAACACUUUUUAGGACAACCUA